Molecule: messenger RNA, 4566 nt
Organism: Drosophila santomea
Lineage: Eukaryota; Metazoa; Arthropoda; Insecta; Diptera; Drosophilidae
Gene: ADD1
Exons: 4
Coding region: 335-3889 (1184 amino acids)
Source: RefSeq, a predicted model, not a curated record
CGAAGGGGCAGCCAUGUUGAAUUUUUGCCGAAUGGCUAGCUGUCAUUCUCGGGUGAAAAAAUCUAUUCUUUCACAUUUUCGACGAGAUUUGCUCCUAAGCAAUCGGUAUAAGAUAUCACAUUAAUAUUUUUUCCGGUUUGCCCAACUAAUAUAAGUAUAAACACGCGUCGCUUGCAACCCUGUUGUUAUUGUUGUUGCCAAACAUAAAAGUGAUAAGCGCGCCGCUUUUCUCUGCGGCGGCUGCAGAAAAUUGUGAAUUUUUCGCGUUUUAGUGCGAAACUUGGUGCGCAUUGCAGGGCACUAGAUCCAGAGCCCCGGAUACGGAACAGAAAUCAUGAGUAGCAGUACUCCGGGGAGCGAAAGUGCCCUGACGAAGGUAGGGACUCCUUCGCCAUCGCCACUGGCGAAAAUGGAAGCGGAUUUUACGAGCUCCAAGUUCGAGAUGCACCCCUCGCUUUCGGACGAGGAACGCCGCUUCUACCUGAAGAUGUACCCCAAUGUGGAUCUGGUGAACCAGCGAAGAGUGCACUGCACCGUGUGCAAACUGCACCUGGGCACAGCUCCCGCCGCCGAGAGCAACAUCAAGAUGCAUCCCAUACUGCGGGUGACGCACUGCGUCAAAUGUCACGAUUUUUACAACAGCGGCGAGUUCUCCAAGGGCGAGGAUGGCUCUGAGCUGUACUGCCGCUGGUGCGGACAGGGUGGCGAGGUAUACUGCUGCUCCACCUGUCCGUACGUCUUCUGCAAGUCCUGCAUUGUGAAGAAUCUUUCCAAGGGCGUCAUCGUAGACAUAGAGCAAAACGAGCACUGGAACUGCUUCAGCUGCACCUCCAAGAUCCUCUGGCCACUGCGCGCCCAGCACUGGGCGCUGGUCAACUAUCUCCAGACGCAGAAAAGAGCCCUGCAGACCCUACAGCUGCCCGAGGUGGAGGCUCGACGCCAAAUGCUGAAGGAUAGCAGCAACUGCUGCCGCUUGGCCAAGUCGAAAACCAGUAGUUUAUCCGACUCCAUGGAGAGCUUGGAGUCCAAUGUCUCCAGGCGCAGCCAGGGCAGCUCUGCGGGCUCGAGUAAGCGAGGUUCCUUGCCGAAAACCAUUCCUCAGGGACCGCCAACCAAACGUUCGAAAGCUUCCAACGACGAGGUGGUCUGCACACCGGAUUUGCUUAGCAUGCUGGAGCCGGAUUGCCAGCUUUCUGUUACCCCCAAGCCUACUGGCCGCCAGCCGGUGAAAGCGGCGAAUAUAACAACCACUCCAAGGAUUGUCACCGUCCAGCAAAACUACCAACCGGGACCAAGUUCCAGUAACAGCAGCAGCAAUGGAAGCGCAACUGGUUCCUCAUCGGUGCCACCGCCACGUAGUAGUCUGCCACCACCUCUGGUUCUCAGUGGAUCUGGAAUCCGCUACCGCCAAAAUGCUCCUGGUGGGGUCUCGGGUGUAGUGCGUCGCACUGUAGUCCCCAACUCGGUGAAGACCACUGGGCCAGUCUUUCACACAAUCAAUGGAUUCAAAGUGGAUUUGAAUAGCGCUGCAGAACAGGAUUCCUACCGCCUGCCCAAUGGUCGACUAAUUCAAGUUAAACGUCAGCUACCCCAGGCCAGCCAGCCGGCACCAACCCCACCAGCACCGCCUGCCUUGGUCGUUCCUCAAGUGGGACCGGGCGUGGUUAUCCGACCGCGGGCUCCGGUUUCGUCUAAUAGGCCAUCACUGCAUAUCAGCACAUACGGCUCUAACAUGGGCAUCUAUAACCCGCAGACGAACCAGCAGCAGCGGGCUCCGCAUGUGCGAGUUGCAAACGCCAAUCCAGCGCCUCCACCGCUACAAGGUCCUCCGCCCAACGUCAAUGGCGGUCAAACUCUCAUGAUUACUCCAGCACCUCCACCACCGCCCAAAGGUCCAACUUUGGUUCGUCACACUUUCCCCAACACGCCGAUGGGUCAGGCACGGACGCAGCUGCAGGAGCAAAUCUUUAGCGCCAUGGACAUCUGCACUCACCUCUCCGGCAAAGUGGUAUCCCUUACCCACUCGAACGCCUACAACCAGGUGCGCAGUUAUCUGGAACUGAAGGAGCUGUACAUCCACAUGUCCUAUUUGAUGACAUAUGCGAUUGGCCGGUUCAAGAACUUGCAGGAGAAGUGCUUGGUGGACAUGCGAGAGAAGGGUUUUAAGAAUGACGCCAACAGUCUGGAGAAUGGUCAAUUAGCUGCUGAUAAACAAGCUAGCGAUGACGAAGAUAACGAAAUCGAGAUUGUGGAGCCCAAAACGGACACCAUCACCAUUGAUUCGGACAACGAAGAUGACACGCCUUCCACCUCGACCGCGACACAACAGCCACAGCAAGCGGCUAUCAUGAAGAUAACAUCUGUGACAUCGGCGGCGCCGAAAAAGGAACUGCAAGAGAACAACCAGGCCGACAUCGACGUGGCUGCAUUCAGCUCCACAAUAUUGGCCAGCCUGCUGGAAGUGGAGGUCAACGAAGGCGCCAGUGAGCCCAAGCCCGUCUCGCCUGGCCAAAAGAAGCAGCCACGCAAGAAGACGACAAAUAAGCCAAACCCGGCACUUUUGCAAUUGGAACGUCAACGCAUGGAGGACAUGAAGAAAUUCGAUGCAAAGCUGAAAAUGAAGGUCAUGGUCAAUCUGAGGCGAGCUGAGGAUGAGUUCGAGGUGGCGCGAAAAUGGGUUGAGGAAUGCAGGAAACAGGAGCAGGAACUGGCCACCAAGAUAAAGGACUCGAAUGUCGCAACCCUAACAAACGAAACCCACAAGCCUUCAGAAGCACCAAGUGAAAAUCCGAAAAUUUCAAAGGAACACGGUGAGGUUGAUAAGGAAAAAACCAAGAAUAAAGAAAAAAUAGGAGAUAUAUUAAAAGCGGCAAUAAAAGCCAAAAUUGGCGAAAACGAAAAACACAUGGCGGAAGACCAGCUGCCGGUGGAUGGACAUUCAAUAGAAAAAGACAAAGAAUUGGACAUGGGAAAAUCAAUGUCCACUGAUCCAGAAAAGAAUAAAACAGCAGGAAUGGAAAUAGUUGCAGACAAAGAACAACAUUUAACAAAAGAAAACAUUGUAAAGGUAGAGUGUAAGGAUGAAUCUAGAAAAGUCUCAAAUGAUAAGAAAUCCGAUUGUAAAAAAGGUUCAGAAGUUGAAAUGGUAUCGGAAAAAGAUGCCGUCUUGAAAGAAACAUACGGGGGGUCCGAAAAAGGACUGCAAAAAGAACAAGGUGAUACUGAAAAGUCUUCUGAAAAUCUUCUCGAAAAUGAGGUUCUCAAGAAAGGAAAAGAAAAGAAAUCUGAGAACUCUGAAAAGGUUCUAGAAAAAGAUGUUGGAAAAGCUUCCCCAACGGCCCCAGGUAAAGGUACCUUUCAAGCUGCAGAAGAGGAUACCGAACUUAAGAACGCAGGUACACAGCAAAUGAAUUCUACCCCAGGAGACUUAAGCACAGUUGAGCCCUUGGACACUUCCAAUCAAAUUGAUCAGUCUUCCGCAGAAGAACUCGUUGAAAGCAUGGACGUUACCGAACUUGAUGAAGCACCCAAGGAACUACUAGAUUGCGCUCUAGACGAAGUCAUUGCCAUGGAUGGCAUCGAACUGAGUGCAGCUACGGAGGAGCUGAUGAAAGCAUUAGGCAGUCCCAGCGGCCUGAAUUCCGAAAACACAAAUGAUAAUGAGACUGAUUUGGAGACAAAUGAUUUUAUUGAAAAUCUCCCACUUGAAACAACGGAGCCACCUGAGAUCCUCUUGAAGGACGAUGAGAACAAGGCGGAGCCGCUUACUGAAAUUGUACAUCUCGGAACACCCAGCCCCGCCGAAAAUGGUGACGCAGAAUUCGAAUCCACGCUGGAAGCAAGUGACUCUCCACCAGACGAGCCCACCACGGCGCAGAUUGUUGGCUAGUUUGUGGUGAUCAUUUGAGGUCCCGCCGCAGAAGAAUCAUAGCUGUGGACCUCAAAACCUGCCAUUUAGUAUUUGUACUGGAAUUUAAAGCAAACAAAAAUAGCACAACACUUUUUAUGUAAAUACUAUGAUCUGUUUCUCAUUGAACAAAUUAUUGUUUUCUGCUUAAGGAAUUGUUUUUGUUUUUGAUAUUCACAUCAUUAUUAUAUUAACUUUUGAACCGCGUAUUCUUGAGAAUAUAAGUCGGGCACGAAGCUCGUAUAAGUUCGUUAAUAGCUUUUAAAAAAAAUUAUUUUGUACAAACCAAAUAAAAUUAAUAUAUCUGAACGUGCACAAAGUAAACAAAAAAAAAAAUGGUUGACUUUCGACUUGUUUCAGUCAACGAAUUUUUAAAAAUGAGCAUACAGCAUACAGUUAGAAAUUGCAUACGACAAUUCAUUGUUAUGUUUCCCAAACUCCCACGAAACUUUUGAAGCAAUUUCGGAUUUGAAAAAACAUUUUCUAACUUCUCAAUGUUCAUUUACAAUGAGCAACACAGAAUCGUUUGGAGUAAUAGUCGCUGGAAGAUUAACUAGUACUUAGGUUAUUGAAUAAAAUUUAUAUUAAUGUGUAGUUCUAAGCUUAUCUCAGACGAGUGAAAAUUGUAAAGAGCUAGCAUUAAAGCAAUGUAAUUAAAA